AUGCCAGAGUAUACACUACUGGCUGAUAAUAUAAGAGAGAAUAUUGCCCAUUUCGAUCCGAAUGAUAUAUUUGAUAACUUGCACACCAUUGUUCAUGAGGAUGACAACCAACAUAACGAAGAGGCAGAGCAUUUCAAUUAUGAUCAAGUGUUGGAUAAAUCCCUACUGUCAAGGAGUUCUAUUGUCGGACUCGGUUUAGGAUUAAUGAGUCCGGUGCUAGGAAUGUGCACUAGUAUGGCUAUAGGCCUGAUUAAUGGUGGCCCUUUCACUAUAAUGUUAGGUUUCUUAAUUAGUGGUGUGUGUAUAUGGUUCUCUUCACUUUCUCUUGGUGAGAUUGUUUCUAAAUUUCCAAUGGAACUACACGUUGGUAGUGCCAUGUUGGCCCCAGAAACCCUGAAAUUGGUAUGUUCAUGGUACACUGGUUGGUUAAUGCUCAUAGGGAAUUGGACAAUGAGCACCAGUAUUACUUUUGCAGGUGCUCAGUUAACUAUUUCUUUGAUUUUGAUGACAAACUCUGAUCUAAUAUCUGAAGCACAUUUGAUUUUUUACACAGUCAUUGUGUUCUACCUGGUGGUGACUGCUGUAGGUCUUGUGAAUUUGAAAUUCGCAAGGUUCAUUGAAAUAAUAAACAAAGUGUGCGUUUAUUGGAUCAUAUAUGCCAUUAUAUUUAUCGAUAUUCUUCUACUGGUAUUCCACAAAGGUAAGUUUAGGUCUUUGAAAUACGCACUAUUUCACUUUGACAACAAUCUGUCUGGGUACAAAAGUGCAUUUAUUUCCUUCAUCAUUGGAUUUCAACAAUCCAAUUUCACAUUACAAGGGUUCAGUAUGCUACCUGCUUUAGCUGAUGAAGUUAAAGUUCCUGAGAGAGAUAUUCCGCGUGGUAUGUCCAAUGCGGUAUUAUUAUCUGCGUUCUCUGGAGUAAUCUUUCUUAUACCAAUAAUGAUAAUUCUUCCUGAUAAUGAUUUACUUUUUACAAACCAUAAGGUUCUGCCAAUUGUGAACAUUUUUACAAAGUCAACCGAUUCGGUGGUUCUAUCAUUUUUUUUGGUACUCUUAAUUUUAGGAAAUUUGUUAUUCUCUGGAAUUGGCUCGAUUACUACGUCAUCUCGUGCUGUUUAUAGUUUUAGUCGUGAUCAGGCUAUACCAUAUUAUGAUAAAUGGACUUAUGUGGAGCCAGAUUCACAGUCAAAAGUUCCAAAGAAUUCUGUGAUAUUGAGUAUGAUAAUAUCAUACUUCCUAGGACUACUUGCAUUGAUUUCAACGGCUGCAUUUAAUGCUUUUAUAGGGGCUGCAGUACUAUGCCUUUGUUCUGCAACUUUUAUUCCGUUGGUUUUGGUGUUGUUUACGAGAAGAAGAGCCAUUCGAAGUGCGCCAGUGAAAAUCAGGUAUAAAUUUGGUUGGUUCAUCAACAUCGUUUCUAUCGUGUGGUUAUUGCUGUCUAUGGUUUCAGUUUGUUUACCAACACAAUUACCUGUAACAUUUAAAACGAUGAACUAUGCCUUAGUGGUCUAUAUAUUCUGUAUUUUGGUUAUUACUGGUCUUUACUUCAAAUGGGGGAAGUACAAUUUCAGGUUGCCUUUGGCAGAUGACAUUAAAGCUCCAAUUCCCAGUGAUCCGGAAGAAACUGUUUUUGAACUGGAGAAUAGUAACGUUGAGCAUACUCUGAACUCUGAAGCGACAGUGAAAGAAUCCGUAGAAGACAUCUCAGAAGAAAGCCUAAAUAAACCUCGUCCUAGAAGUAGUUAUGAGAAUCCCUUCGAAGAAAAUGAAGAGAAUGUCAUAGCCGAAUACAGUGAUGAGUAUUAUAAAGAAGUACAAGGUUUUGAUCUUGCUGAUGAUUGUAGGCAUGAUGAUAUAUAA
Molecule: messenger RNA, 1860 nt
Organism: Saccharomyces mikatae IFO 1815
Lineage: Eukaryota; Fungi; Ascomycota; Saccharomycetes; Saccharomycetales; Saccharomycetaceae
Gene: TPO5
Product: Tpo5p
Exons: 1
Coding region: 1-1860 (619 amino acids)
Biological process (GO): amino acid transport; transmembrane transport
Cellular component (GO): membrane
Source: RefSeq, a predicted model, not a curated record